UGCGCCGUAGAUGGAGUACGUGAUAGAUAGAGAGAGGUCUUGGCUACCACACCUACCCCCACCCCUCCUAUCUCUCUCUCUCUCUGUCCUCCCUCUAAAAAUCCAGAGGCUUCGGCCCCCCUUGUCGAGCCUUUUCGCCCAAUUCCCCAAUCGGACCAAACCCUAGGAGAUCGAUCGGAAAUUUGGCAUGGCAAUGUCCGAUCUCACAGCCACCAUGAUCCCAAAGCCAGACGAGGCCGACGACGACGAGUCGGUGGAGAUCCGGGAGGUGUGGGCGGACAACCUGGAGGAGGAGUUCGCGCUGAUCCGCGACAUCGUCGACGAGUUCCCGUUCGUCGCGAUGGACACGGAGUUCCCGGGCAUCGUCUGCCGGCCCGUCGGCGCCUUCCGCUCCCCCGCCGACUACAACUACGCCACCCUCAAGGCCAACGUUGACAUGCUGCACCUCAUCCAGCUCGGCCUCACCUUCUCCGGGCCGCGCGGCGAGCUGCCGGCCCUCGGUGCUGGCCGCCGCCGCUGCGUCUGGCAGUUCAACUUCCGCGAGUUCGACGACGCGCGCGACAUCUUCGCCUCCGACUCCAUCGAGCUGCUCCGUCGCAGCGGCAUCGACUUCCGCCGCAACGCCGAGCGCGGCGUCGAUGCGCGACGGUUCGCAGAGCUCCUCAUGUCCUCCGGCGUCGUGCUCAACGAUUCCGUAUACUGGGUCACCUUCCACGCAGGAUACGACUUCGGCUACCUACUGAAGAUUCUCACCUGCAGUAGCCUCCCAGACACACAAGCCGGGUUCUUUAAACUUAUGAAGAUAUAUUUCCCGACUGUGUAUGACAUUAAGCAUCUCAUGAAGUUCUGCAACAGCCUGCACGGUGGGCUGAACAAGCUCGCCGAGCUACUUGAUGUGGAGCGCGUUGGGGAGUCUCAUCAGGCUGGGUCCGAUAGCCUGGUCACAUCCUGUGCAUUCUGGAAGCUCAAGGAUUCGUUCUUCGCGGGCUCAACAGAAAAAUAUGCAGGUGUGCUGUACGGGCUCAAUGCAGAGAAUGGUGUUAGUGCACAUUAAGACCCUCUUUGAAUUUUUAGCUUUGUGAAUGGAUUGAUUUAGGACAGAAAGGGUGACAACUGUGCAAGAGGGCUCAGUGAAAGAUCAAGUCUGUAGGUUAAGUCUGUCUCACUCAUUUGGGUGUAUUUGGGAUGUAGUGUUCUUCGGUUGCUCAUUACUGAAAUAGUUAUUCUCUUUUCUCUUUCAGCUUUGCUUU
Messenger RNA from Sorghum bicolor (sorghum), 1250 nucleotides. RefSeq names its product probable CCR4-associated factor 1 homolog 7. Gene Ontology annotation, cellular component: P-body; CCR4-NOT complex; CCR4-NOT core complex. The record is from RefSeq and is a predicted model, not a curated record. Gene Ontology annotation, molecular function: poly(A)-specific ribonuclease activity; nucleic acid binding. The transcript has a single exon. NCBI's taxonomy places the organism in Eukaryota, Viridiplantae, Streptophyta, Magnoliopsida, Poales, Poaceae. The coding region runs from base 188 to 1054 and encodes 288 amino acids.